AUGGGUGUGGACUCCAGAAGGAAGAGCACUUCCUCUCAGAGACCAAGACAGUUUGAAAUUAGAGAACUUUACCCAUGGGUUGUCCGAGAUGCUGGUUGGCUGUUCACUCUUGCAGGGACCCAUAGGAGCAAUUUUCAACUUCAUUUAACCUACGGAACAGCUGUUAUUGGUGCUGGGUUCCUGGUGAUUAUCAAGAGGGACCCAUAUACAAGAGUUAUUGUUCAGUUCCCCGUGACCUAUCAACAUGCUCCCAGUCAGAGAAAAGUGAUGGCUGUAUUCCCGGGCCUGUCUUGUCUCCUUUCCAGGGAGAAGCUGCCACUCAGGGUCUCCCCGGAGUACACAGGCAUCUUCCAUCCCCUGGCAAAGCCUGAGCAGAUUGGAUUCCUGUCCUGCGGAACACAGAUGCUUCCUCCCGAGCCCGCCAGCCCAGGCAGUGCUCCACCUUGGAGCAGCUCAGUCCGGGAAAAAGGAGGCCUUCUGUCCAAGAGCCCCUUUCUUCUCUUUUCUUGUGGCUAUUCCAUUGUCUUCUCUGUCCAAAUUCAUUUUCUCUUCCCACGUUCUAGAAAAGAGAAGUAUGUGGAGCAUGUGAAAGUGACAUACUGGAAGAGACCAAAGACAGUAAAACAAUUGAGAACCAACCUGUUUAGGUAUGAGUUUAAAGCCAAGAACAUCAAGAAGAAGAAAGUGAGCAUUAUGGUUUCAGUGGAUGGAGUGAAAGUGAUUUUGAAGAAGAAGAAAAAGAAAAAGGAGUGGACAUGGGAUGAGAGCAAGAUGCUGGUGAUGCAGGACCCCAUCUACAGGAUCUUCUACGUCUCUCAUGAUUCUCAAGACUUGAAGAUCUUCAGCUAUAUUGCUCGAGAUGGUGCCAGCAAUAUCUUCAGGUGUAAUGUCUUCAAAUCCAAGAAGAAGAGCCAAGCUAUGCGAAUCGUCCGAACGGUGGGACAGGCCUUUGAGGUCUGUCACAAGCUGAGCCUCCAGCACACACAGCAGAAUGCAGACGGCCAGGAAGAUGGGGAGAGUGAGAGGAACAGCAACAGCUCAGGGGACCCAGGCCGGCAGCUCACUGGAGCCGAGAGGGCCUCCACGGCCACUGCGGAGGAGACUGACAUUGAUGCAGUGGAGGUCCCACUCCCGGGAAAUGACAUCCUGGAAUUCAGCCGCGGGGUGACCGACCUGGACGCUGUAGGGAAGGAAGGAGGCCCCCAUGCAGGAUCCAAGAUCUCGCCACAACCCCAGGAGCCCAUGCUGACAGCCUCGCCCAGAAUGCUGCUCCCCUCCUCAUCCUCAAAGCCUCCGGGCUUGGACACGGGGACACCACUGUCCACUCACCACCAGAUGCAGCUCCUCCAGCAGCUCCUCCAGCAGCAGCAGCAGCAGACGCAAGUGGCUGUGGCCCAGGUUCUCCUCAGCCUCCUCCCUACUUCGCAGGCUCCACUUUCAUGGGCUUGACGCGCCUCCCCUAACUAGGGGCACAGGGCAGGUUUAAAAUCUAGGGAGCCAU
Molecule: messenger RNA, 1501 nt
Organism: Carlito syrichta (Philippine tarsier)
Lineage: Eukaryota; Metazoa; Chordata; Mammalia; Primates; Tarsiidae
Product: carboxyl-terminal PDZ ligand of neuronal nitric oxide synthase protein-like
Exons: 12
Coding region: 1-1449 (482 amino acids)
Molecular function (GO): nitric-oxide synthase binding
Source: RefSeq, a predicted model, not a curated record